Molecule: messenger RNA, 1150 nt
Organism: Trichoderma citrinoviride
Lineage: Eukaryota; Fungi; Ascomycota; Sordariomycetes; Hypocreales; Hypocreaceae
Exons: 1
Coding region: 4-1146 (380 amino acids)
Source: RefSeq, a predicted model, not a curated record
GUUAUGGCAGGGGCCGAGUACGAAUACUGCCCAUUCAUGUUCUGGUACCCGCCUGCUGUGUGCUACUACAAGCGAUUUGGCCCUGGAGCCGACGAAGACGAGGAGAAUGAUGGUGUAGCGACAGACGGGAGAGACAUCAAGCCGCAUGGCGACAUUGAGGAAAAGGACCACUCGAAUGCCGCGACUCAGCCACAAAACUCGCGGCUGCUGUCUCUCCCGGUAGAGAUACGACUGAGGAUCUACUAUUGGGCUUACAGAAUGAGUCCCAUCCAGCCCAAGGAGCUCGCAGCGGGAUAUCCCAUUCCCAUGCUGUGCCGCUACGUGCUGCACCCGCUUGAUCCUGAUCUUGAGAAGAAGAUUGAAGAGGAGAUUGAGGCCGAGGAGACCAUCAUCGAGCUCGCAAAGCCAGACGACAGCGGCCCGGUCAUGGAGGGCUCGGAGGGGAACCAGGGCGGCCAGAGCAAAUGGGACAAGAUGAAGACGGAGCAGGAGAGGAAAAAGCUGGUCAAGGAGCGGACAAAGGAGCGGAUGCGUGAGCUCAACAGAAACACCCCGGGCCUGCUCAGCUCAGAGCGACCGCUGGCGGGCAUUCCCACCAAUCUGCUUCGCACCUGUCGGCAGAUCUACUUUGAGGCCCGCGAGGUGCCGUUUGCGAACAACGAGUUUGUCUUUCUCAACUGGUUCUCAUCGGGCCUCAACGCAGCGUCAGCCGUGACCAAGUCGCAGCGGCCGUGGCAGCGCCUGGCGAUGCGGUACGCGAGAGUGGAGAUUAUGGCCGAGGAUCUGGCACGCAAGGCGGCGCUGAGCAAGUGGGCGGACCUGUGCAGCCCGGGACGAGCGGCGUCGUGGACUCGCGGGCUCCGGGGUCUUCGGCUGAAAAUCGUGGGCCAGAUCGGCCGGAGGAGCACCGACGACGUAAAGGAUGACGACGAGUUCGUCGACGGGCUGGAGGAGGCCGGCGGUGCCAGGCGGUGGGUGGAGGGCGGGCGGCUGGCGGAGAUGGAGAACCUGGAGAGGCUGGAGAUUGAGAUUAUCAAGAACUCGUGGAGCACGGAGGACAAGAUUGCGUGGUGCGCGGCUGUGCAGGACGCCUUGAGGGAGAAGGGGUCCAACGCGGUGGUUGCGUGCAUGGGCAGGAUCUUGUAAGCUU